Molecule: messenger RNA, 1440 nt
Organism: Prorocentrum cordatum
Lineage: Eukaryota; Dinophyceae; Prorocentrales; Prorocentraceae
Source: the annotation of a GenBank genome assembly
AUGAAAGGGUCUGGCUUUGGGUUUGGGAGCUCUGCGCUUUCAAUGUCUUUGAUCCGACACGGUGUCAUCCGUGAUGGCGAUGCUCUUUUGUGGCUGGAUUCGGGCUUGAUCAUUCCAGACUCUAAUGAGAGACGACCUGGCUGGGCAGCUGGUGUUCUUCAUAGCUUCCGUGAUGUAUUGAGAUUUAAAGACUUGGUAUGUUCAACGACGAUGUUGCCUGAGUACGAGUACACCAAAGGAGAUAUAUUCAAGCGUUUUGGUACCGCGUGGGAUAGCCAGUGGUAUGGCAGGACGAACCAGUUUCUGGGAGGCCUUUGGGGUGUGAAUGUAAGUCGUCGUACCCGCGCCUUCCUUUCGCAGUUGGAAGAACUCCAUGCCGACUUCCAUUUGAUAUCAGACGAGGCAUCGGUGACCCCGGAUUCUCCGUUCUAUAAAAGUAAUCACCAUGACCAGAGUUUGUUUUCGAUGUUGGUUAAAGCAGCGCUUUCACAUAACAGUUCUUUUGGCUUGGCCGAUCUUGGUCGGCGGGUUCACGUUGGCGCGUGGGACGCUACGUUGGGGCGUGGAUCCGAUCAAAUUGCGGCAGGAAAUCAAUCGCCGGAUCUUGCGACACUUGGUAUGGAUGACAGCGCGCUGGGGCUUGAUUCUAUCCCAGUUCCAGCAGGAUAUCAAACAACGGGUGUCCCUACACCAAGCAUGCGACAGGCGAAGGUACAUCUUGUUUCGCACAGGCAUGCCCCAAGAGACCAGCCAAGGUUGAAUCGAACCUUUACUGAGCAGUUGCAGAGACUCGAAAACGAGUCAGUUAAAUGGGCUUGGCUAGACACGCGGCAUCUGUAUCAUAGUCUCCCCGAUGAAAUCACGAGUGAUGCGCGCUGGAAGAGACACUUAUCUCACGACAGAGGGUACGGCUUCUGGUUUUGGAAAUCUGCGUUGGUGGCGUUUCUGAUCCGAGAAGGGGUCAUUCGCGAUGGGGAUGUUUUUCUAUGGCUUGACGCUGACUUGAUCGUCCCAGGUUCCAAUAUGAGACUUGCAGGGUCGGCAGCCAGCAUUCUCCAGAAGUUCCGUGAGAUAUUGCGAUACAAGGAUUUGGUGUGUCCAAUAACAGCGUUGCCUGAGUACGUUCACACCAAAGGGGAUAUAUUCAAGCGUUUCGGUACCACGUGGGAUAGCCAGUGGUAUGGCAGGACGAACCAGUUUCUGGGAAGCCUUUGGGGUGUGAAUGUAAGUCGUCGUACCCGUGCCUUCCUUUCGCAGUUGCAAGAGCUCCAUGCCGACUUCCACUUGAUAUCAGACGAGGCAUCGGUGACCCCCGAUUCUCCACUCUACAAGGGUAAUCGCCAUGACCAGAGUUUGUUGUCGAUGUUGAUUAAAGCAGCGCUUUCACAUAACAGUUCUUUUGGCUUGGCCGAUCUGGGGUCUGGAUUCAAAUUGGCGUAA